Molecule: messenger RNA, 330 nt
Organism: Meloidogyne enterolobii
Lineage: Eukaryota; Metazoa; Nematoda; Chromadorea; Rhabditida; Meloidogynidae
Source: the annotation of a GenBank genome assembly
AUGAGUGAGGAACGUUUAAAAAGCUAUUCUCACAACACCCAAUCAUCUAACUUGCGACGCACAAAAUCAGAAAAUGAUGUUGACACUUUGCCUCACGAACAUCGCCGCCUCAUGAGUCAAAAACCCUUAAAUGUCCAUUCUCAUAUUAUGCCAACAGCGAAACUGCAACAUUCAAAAUCAACGGAGGAAAGCAAUCCGUGGCAUGAAAACAAUCGAAAGCUGAAAGAAGGAUUAAUUAGCUACCCUUACGGCGAUGCCUACCAAAAUUUCAAAGUGCCUCGUUCAGAAACGAUGUUAAAUUGGAACGAUUUUAGACAUGGUUUGAGUUAA